Chroicocephalus ridibundus (black-headed gull) is the source of this 1961-nucleotide messenger RNA. RefSeq names its product CD40 molecule (gene CD40). Gene Ontology annotation, cellular component: external side of plasma membrane; CD40 receptor complex. NCBI's taxonomy places the organism in Eukaryota, Metazoa, Chordata, Aves, Charadriiformes, Laridae. The record is from RefSeq and is a predicted model, not a curated record. Bases 52 to 885 code for a protein of 277 amino acids. Gene Ontology annotation, molecular function: protein binding; antigen binding; signaling receptor activity. Gene Ontology annotation, biological process: cellular response to tumor necrosis factor; immune response-regulating cell surface receptor signaling pathway; response to type II interferon. The transcript has 9 exons.
ACGGGCACAGGCGUUAUAGGGCGGGCGGCCCCGGUGGCGGGGUGCGGAGACAUGAAGAGGCUCAGGCUGUUGGGGCUCCUCGGCGUGGUGCUGCUGGGCUGCUGGGAGCCUGGUGAUGCCGUAAGAUGCUUUGAUAAGCAGUAUGAACACAAGGGCAGGUGCUGCAACCGGUGUCAGCCAGGGGAGAAGCUGGUCUCCGAAUGCAGUGUCACAGAAGACUCUGUCUGUGCCCGCUGUGAGAGCAGACACUAUCAGCAGGGCUGGACAAAGGAGAGGCACUGUACCCCCCACGAUAUCUGUGAAGACAAUGCUGGCCUCAUCGUGAAGACGCCAGGAAACGCAACACACAACACGGUGUGCCAGUGCCGGGCCGGCAUGCACUGCUCUGACACCAGCUGCCAGACCUGCGUGGAGAACCAGCCCUGCCAGCGCGGCUUCGGCUUCGUGGCAGCCAAGGCCAUGGCCCGGAUGUCAUCCCCCUGCGAGCCCUGUGCAGAAGGCACUUUCUCCAAUGUCUCUUCUAAAACCGAGCCGUGCUAUCCUUGGACAAGCUGUGAGGAAAAGGGGCUGGUGGUGAAGGUGAAAGGGACGAACACCUCGGAUGUGAUCUGUGAGUCGGGCAGGCGCUCCUCGCUGUCAGUGCUGAUCCCCAUCACGGCUGCGAUUGUCACAUGCCUUGUGGGCAUCUGCAUCUACUGCCUGGUCCACACAGAUCCCAGGCGACGGGUGCAGAAGCAGAUAGAGGCUGGGAAGCCUGUAGAGAACCAGCAGCCCACGGAGGAUGGGGAGGACAUGCCCCAUAUGCAGGAGACCCUGCUCAAGGGCCAGCCUGUGGCCCAGGAGGAUGGCAAGGAGAGCCGCAUCUCGGAGCAGGAGAGGCUGUGAGGGCACUGCCUCCAACAGGAGCACAGACUGGGGCCAGCACCAUCUCCUCCGUCCCCUCUCCAACUGGGGAGAAAAUCUAGCAUCUGGCCUGGCUGCAAACGAACAUGAUGGACCGUGCAGUGGACCACGGCACGACCACCCCCCUGGGGAUACCAUAGGUCUGGCUGCCUGCCCAGGGCUGCCACGGUGGAGCAAAACUCAGCUGCCUGCACCGGGAUGCAAGAGCAGAGGCUGGUCCCACCGCCCACCUGGGGGGCCCCCACAGAGUGCAGCGUGGCUGCUGCGGUGCUGACCUCCUGGCAGAGCCUGGUGCAGCCACCGGGCUGGGGUUGCCGUGGCAGAGCAAGGCACAGCUGUGCACUUGGAGACCCCAUAGCAGAGCCUGGGGGGAUGCCAGGGUGGAGAGUGCAGGCUGUUGAUGAGUGACCACCAUGGCAGAGACCAGUUCAGCCACCCGCCCAGGGGGGCUGCGGUAGCACCCAGCUGGGCCACCGCACAAGGGCCCCGUGCUGGACCUGUGUCCCCCUGGUGAUGGAUGCCGGGUGGCUGCUGGCCCUGUGGCAGCCUGGGCCAGGGUAGCAGCCCCCCUUGUUGCCCCGGCCACCGGGCUCCGUGGGGACACAUAGAGGCAGGACUCGCUGUCCCGGCAGCCGCCUGCAGCGCUCUUCUCCGGGACGGGGUUGGGGGGACAGGGACCACCGGGGACGAGACCCUCGGCCACCGACGCGCGGCGGCCGGGAGAUGGUGCUGCGGGACCGGCGCGGGGCUGCGCGGGGCGGGACCGUCCGCCUCCGGUAGCGGCGGAGCGCGGCCCCGCCCCACCGUGGGGGGGUGGGCUCCGGGCUCUGCGCGGCCGCGCACCCUCCGCCGGUGGGGGGUGGUGGUGGGGUUUUCCGCCGGGCUCGGGGGACUUCCUCCCCCCCCCGUACACCCACUCCCGCACCGAGGGCACGCGUGGGCACAGCCCGGCCCCGCUGCCCGUAGCCAUCGGCGGGGGGAGCUGCCGGGAACCCGGGCUCGGUAUUCGCCACCGCACCGCUGGCAAAAAGCUGUAAUUAAAACUUUAUUUCUUCUCC